Chionomys nivalis (European snow vole) is the source of this 2443-nucleotide messenger RNA. RefSeq names its product ADAM metallopeptidase domain 33 (gene Adam33). Lineage: Eukaryota; Metazoa; Chordata; Mammalia; Rodentia; Cricetidae. Gene Ontology annotation, molecular function: metalloendopeptidase activity. Gene Ontology annotation, biological process: proteolysis. The record is from RefSeq and is a predicted model, not a curated record.
CCCUGCAGCCGGGGUGGAGCCAAUAGCCGAGCCAGAGAGGGAGGCAAAGGCACUCCCAGCCAUGGGCCCGGAGUGCGGGAGGUCCGGGGGGUCUCCCGUGCUGCUGUUGCUGCAGCUGUUACUUCCCGCGUGUCCCCUGAGGAGCGCCCUGAUGUUUCCAGGAAAUGUCCCUGGAGAGCCAGUUACUCCCCACUGGAUCCUGGAUGGAGGACUCCGGCUCAAAGUCACCCUGGAGGAGCCGAUCUUGAAGCCGGAUGCGGUGCUGGUGGCUUUAGAAGCUGAAGGCCAGGAUCUCCUGCUUGAACUGGAGAAGAACCAGCUCCUGGCCCCAGGAUACACAGAAACCCACUACAGCCCAGAUGGGCAGCCCGUGGUCCUGUUUCCCAACCACAGGGAUCAUUGCCACUAUCGUGGGCGUGUGAGGGGCUUCCUGGAAUCCUGGGUAGUUCUCAGCACCUGCUCUGGGAUGAGUGGCCUGAUUGUUCUCAGCCGCAAUAUCAGCUACUAUCUGCACCCCUGGGCUUCUGGGGACAACAGGGACUUCUCAACCCACAAGAUCUUCCGAAUGGAGCAAUUGUUCACCUGGAGAGAGAACUCCAAAUACAAAGCAGGAAUGGCCAGCCUUCCUCAUGUUCUCCAGAGCAGGGUGAGGCGAGAGGUCCGCAGGAGCCCCAGGUACCUGGAACUGUACAUAGUGGCUGACCACACCCUGUUCUUAGUGCAGCACCAGAACCUGAAUCACACGAGACAGCGCCUCCUGGAAGUUGCCAAUUGCGUGGACCAGAUUCUCAGGUCUCUGGAUAUUCAGGUGGUACUGACCGGCCUGGAAGUGUGGACGGAACAGGAUCGUAGCCACAUCACGCAGGACGCCAACGCAACCCUCUGGGCUUUCCUGCAGUGGCGUCGUGGGCUGUGGUCUAGGCGUCCACACGACUCCACGCAACUGCUCACGGGCCGCACCUUCCAGGGCACCACGGUGGGCCUGGCGCCUGUGGAGGGCAUGUGCAGUGCAGAGAGCUCCGGAGGUGUGAGCACAGACCAUUCGGAACUCCCCAUCGGCACAGCAUCCACCAUGGCCCACGAGAUAGGCCACAGCCUGGGCCUCCGCCAUGACCCCGACGGUUGCUGCAUAGAGGCAGAUGCAGAGCAAGGAGGCUGCGUCAUGGAGGCAGCCACAGGGCACCCGUUCCCGCGCGUCUUCAGCGCCUGCAGCCGCCGCCAGCUGCGGACCUUCUUCCGCAAAGGGGGUGGUGCGUGCCUCUCCAACACCCCUGGCCCGGGGCUCCUGAUGUUGCCCACCCGCUGCGGCAAUGGCUUCGUGGAAGCAGGAGAAGAGUGUGACUGUGGUUCUGAUCAGAAGUGCCCAGACUCCUGCUGCAUUGCCCACAACUGCUCCCUGCGUGCGGGGGCGCAAUGCGCCCACGGCGAUUGCUGUGCGCAGUGCCUGCUAAAGCCCGCAGGCACGCCUUGUCGUCCCGCUGCCAGUGACUGCGACCUCCCUGAGUUCUGCACGGGUGCCUCCCCGCAUUGUCCUGCAGACAUUUACCUCCUGGAUGGCUCACCCUGUGCCAAGGGCCGUGGCUAUUGCCUAGACGGUUGGUGUCCUACGCUGGAGCGGCAGUGUCAGCAGCUCUGGGGGCCUGGAUCUCAGCCUGCCCCUGAGCUCUGUUUCCAGGAGAUGAACUCCAUGGGGAAUUCACAGGGUAACUGUGGCCAGGACGGCAAGGGCAGCUUCCUUCCUUGUGCACAGAGGGAUGCUCAGUGUGGGAAGCUACUGUGCCAGGGCGGGGAGCAAACCCCAUUUGUGCUGCAGCGUGUAGUGACUACGAAUCCCACAAUUCUCCUCGGGGGUCAUGGGGUGGCUUGCCAGGGAGUAUUUAUCCUCCCUGAUACUCAACUGGACCAGCUUGACUUGGGCCUGGUGGAGCCAGGUACCCGCUGUGGACCUAAAAUGGUGUGCCAGGAUAGGCACUGCCAGAAUGCUACCUCCCAGGAGUUGGAGCGUUGUUUGACUGCCUGCAACAACCAUGGGGUUUGCAAUAGCAAUCAUAACUGCCACUGUGCCCCAGGCUGGGAUCCACCCUUCUGUGACAAGCCAGGCUUCGGCGGUAGCUUGGACAGUGGCCCUGCACAGCCUGCAAACCGAGACGCCCUCCCACUGCCCAUGCUCCUCAGCUUCCUGCUGCCUCUGCUCCCUGGGGCUGGCCUAGCCUGGUGCUACUACCGGCUGCCAACACUCUGUCAGCGACCCUGGUGGUGUUGCAGGAGGGACCCCGUAUGCAACAGGACCAUCGACGGCCCCUGCAGGGACCACCCGCUGGGCAAUGUUCACUCCUUGGAGUUUGGCUUCAUCACCACUGGAGAGUCCUCACCCCUGGAGCCAGAGAAUUCUUACUUACCUAAGAACUACCCUAAGAAGCUUGUGCCACGCAUACCUGCCUGA